Messenger RNA from Cololabis saira (Pacific saury), 4684 nucleotides. RefSeq names its product serine/threonine kinase 35 (gene stk35). Gene Ontology annotation, cellular component: autophagosome; cytoplasm. Gene Ontology annotation, biological process: autophagy; axon extension; protein autophosphorylation. Lineage: Eukaryota; Metazoa; Chordata; Actinopteri; Beloniformes; Belonidae. Gene Ontology annotation, molecular function: ATP binding; protein serine/threonine kinase activity. The record is from RefSeq and is a predicted model, not a curated record. The coding region runs from base 165 to 1433 and encodes 422 amino acids. The transcript is spliced from 3 exons.
CUCUCCUGCAGCAGCAGCAGCGCGUCAAUCAUCUCCCGCUACAACGACCACAACACGGCGCGGGUCAGACGUUGAGGAACGUCCACCUUUCUACCUGGCAGAGCGGGUUAAGUAAUGACUGGUGAACACGCCCUCCCUCCACUACUUCUGACCAAGAAGAAGUUAUGGAUGUUCUGGGCGGCCGGCAGAGACGAGGCGAGGUAAGCCGCGGCGUGCUCAGCCGCCGGCGCAGGGCGGCCCGGAGGAUGAAGCGGGACGCGGGCUCGGUGCUGCGCUCGCUGGGGGGCGAGCACAACCGGAGGACCGGGCAUGAGGAGCAGGAGGAGGACGGCGGGGAGGACUGCUUCUCCAUCAGCUUCGUGCGGGGCGGGCUGGCCGCGGGGCUGGCCGGGCCGCCCCGCUACUCCCUGCUGCGGGAGGUGGGCCGCGGCAGCUACGGGGUGGUGUACGAGGCCGUGGCCCGCAGGACCGGGGCCCGCGUGGCCGUCAAGCGGCUGCAGUGCGACGCCCCGGAGAACGUGGAGCUGGCGCUGGCAGAGUUCUGGGCCCUGACCAGCCUGGAGAACCGGCACCAGAACGUGGUGCAGCUGGAGGAGUGCGUGCUGCAGAGGAACGGCCUGGCCCAGAAGAUGAGCCACGGGAACAAGCGGUCCCGGCAGUACCUGCGGCUGGUGGAGACCUCGCUCAAAGGGGAGCGCAUCCUGGGUUACCCCGCGGAGCCGUGCUACCUCUGGUUCGUCAUGGAGUUCUGCGAGGGCGGAGACCUCAACCAGUACAUCUUGUCUCGGCGGCCCGACCCCCAGACCAACAAGAGCUUCAUGCGCCAGCUGACGAGUGCCAUAGCUUUCCUGCACAAGAACAACAUCGUCCACCGAGAUCUGAAACCAGACAACAUCCUCAUCUCGCAGAGUUCUGGUUCUCCUGUGCUGAAGGUGGCGGACUUUGGUCUCAGUAAAGUUUGUGCUGGCCUGAGCUCCAAGAACGCCGAGGAACGCCCCACGGCUGGAGCUGGCGCCAAGGGAACCAACCAGAACAACCUUGUCAACAUAAACAAGUUCUGGUUGUCGUCAGCUUGCGGGUCAGACUUCUACAUGGCCCCCGAGGUGUGGGAGGGCCACUACACGGCCAAGGCUGACAUCUUUGCCCUGGGCAUCAUCAUCUGGGCGAUGAUCGAGAGGAUCACGUUCAUCGAUGCAGAGUCGAAGCGUGAGCUGCUGGGCACCUACAUACGGCAGGGCACAGAGAUCGUACCCGUUGGGGAGGCGCUGUUGGAGAACCCCAAGAUGGUGCUCCACAUCCCCCAGAAGGCCAGAAGCUCCAUGUCUGACGGGGUGAAGAAACUCCUUCAGGACAUGCUGGCAGUCAACCCUCAGGACCGACCGGACGCCUUUCAGUUAGAGAUGCGGAUGGACCAAGUCACGUGUGCUGCGUGACGGACUUCAACUUCCAAAAACCUUUCUUUUUUUUUUUUUUUUUUUAUAACCCCAAACCAGUCAAAGAAGGGACCAUUUCCUUUCCAGCUUUGUCGACUACACGGACUCCAGUGGAACAAAGGGACUCUGACAAACUGAACUGUGAAGACUCCACUUAACCCGAGUUGGGCUGGAAGUGAAAGACUGGACGAUUAUUACAAAACUCUGGGACACAAACAGUAUGCAAAUGCGCGCCAACCACCCUCCUGUUAGAGCCACCGUCACUGUGGAGCGCAGGACGUGCGACGGGGGGACAGAGCCAGAGUGACGUCACAGCCCUGGCAGGAUGUCGUCCAGGGUCUCGUCAGUGGUGGUUGUCCAUGUUUUGAUUUUUUUUUUUUUUUGUUGAGAAUGGGCCUAUUCUUCCUGGACGUUUGCAGACUGUGCCGCAGGUACCAGACUGUCCCUCCUCGGUGUUGGUGGGUCCAGCAACGGCCCGCCCGCCCGUCACCGCACCCACAAGAGUAAAAAUGAUCAACCAUCGACCCCUCUACCGCCCCGCACAGCCGAGUGCCUUAAAAGCGAUUCACCCCAAGUGCGAUUCGAUCUCCAAAUUACGUGAUUUUUAUUUAUUUAUUUAUUUUUUUCACAGUGAAAGCGCACAAAACAAGAGAGAAUCUUCAGAAGUCUGGACUUGUGAAGUUUCUGUCUUCAGAAAUGUGAUGCUCACAAAAUGAACCGAUUGUUUUUGAUAAUGUCACUUUAACAAACGACAGUUAUGAUUCCAACAAAGCGACAGACAAAAGCCGAUAUGACGAAGGCGUUCCCGUAGAGACGCGCCGCGUCGAUGUCCGACAGAUCUGUGCCACGUCCCCAAGGCGACGUUCUCGUUCUCACGAGGCAGCAAAGCCUUCAUCGACUCCUGCGAAAAACUGUGCAAUUGUAACUGAAUGAUGUCCAACGAGAGUCCAGACCGGUCCUGUUGGGCGUCAACUCCUGUUGAAUCCAAAGAGCGCUUGUUGAACCAAGUGCGUUUACAUGUUUAUUAUCGGCGCAGCGUCUUGUUUGCGAAUAUAAACAUGACACGACUUUGACUUUUGUGGGACUCUGAACAAUCUGAAAGAAAUGUCUGAUUUACAUUCAACGAUGUUGAGCUGGUGGGGGAAACACAACCAUCUGUGGUCGGGGGAUGCUGGGAGUUGUCCCGUAAGCUUACUACCUUUCUUGAGUUUCAGGGCUUGUGACGGAUUUGAUGUGAAAUAGUAGCUUUACACCUGAGCAGUAUUGAGUGUUUGAAUCUCCCACGAUCCAAUCUGAUCUGGGGACUUCCAGAGGAAAUUAGAAGAUCUGAAUAUCAUCCCCAAGUGCAGCCUGGGGGAUACUUAUCUGAACUGCCUCUUCCUUGCUUCCUUGCUUCCUUGCUUCCUUCCCUUCCCCACUUUAUUGAAGUGUUCCAGCCUCUUGGCUCUGACUGAGCUGAGGGGAGGUCAUAGCAGGUUUGAGCCCCGCCGUUACGGCACCCUGGGGUUCAGAGAAAUACACUGAGCCACAAGGAUUUCCAGGAAUAUAGAGAAGAACAAAAAAACGCAAAAAGGGAGCUGUCGACGUGCGCUCUGGCGGGUCUGAGAAGUAAAGGGAUGUACGUUCCAGAUGUUUAUGACUCCGCCAGCAGACUUUAGCUUUCACGGCGCUUCCGUUUAACGACUCUGCAGUAGUAGAUUUUUGUUGCGUGAUUCUACCUCAUGCUUAGCGCUCUUAACCAUCCUCUACUUUCUCUUGAGAACCCUUUUCUGAGUUCCUGGUACGGGGGGAACUUUGCUUGAGUGGAAUAGAUUCUUACCUCAAACUCCACGUCUUACUUAGAAGCACCCUCUCACCAACUCUUCCUUUUGGUGUUUUAGCUACAACAGGCUAUUAUUUCAGUUUUUUUUUUCUCAUUUUUUUUUUAAUGACAAGUGCGACACCUUCCCUACUAACCGUCGUAUCACGCAGCAGCGGCGUGUUGUCUUCGUUCAGGAACUGCAGCUCCACUGAGGUUGUACCGGGGACCUCUGCCUGCAGGCCUCAGUAUGUUUGAAACAAACUAGUUUGUAGUAUGUUGUACUGAUAAAAAGAUGAUGGUAAGCCAAGUUUUGAGUUGCUAAGUUAAAGGUCCAGUGUGCGUUAUGCAGCGACAUCUAGUGGCACAAAUGGGAAAUUGCAUCCAACUGAAUACUGUGAAAGUUUCCCCGAACUGCUGUUGCAGGAUCAUGUUUACCCGCUCAACCCGGACAUCUCUGGACGUGACUGGAGUUGCCAUGGAGAUGUGAAACUCAUAUUACAUUUCAGUGCUGAGACUGUCGUUGUCACACUGGAACUUUAAUAUAAAGGAAUCAAAAGUUCUCAGUUGUAUUUUAAUGAAUAAUUCAGAAAAAGUACUUGCCAUGAUUAUUAUUUUUUUACAUUUUAAGCACCUUGUCUUUGUGGAAGGUUUCACGUGCACUUUUAAAGAUGCAUGUGGAGACAGAAACAAAAGAUUGUCAGCUUGUUUUCAGCAUACUGAGACCUGAAAGGUCGUACUUGGACCAAAAACACAAGCGCACCUAAUUUGACCCAACGGUGCCGGGUGUAGGAUUUUUACAUGACUGCUUUAUUUUUAGUCUUUUAAUUUAAUACAAGCUUUUAUCAAAAAUGAGCUUGCUGGUUAGCGUGAGCGAGCCUGGACCCUCGGAGGAGCUGCGGAUGUUGAAUUUUACCCGUUUUUUAAAAUGUGAAGGUUCCGGGAUCAGGAUUUGGGCUUUUUUCUAGCAGACUUCGUGUAGCUCGUAGAAAAUCGUUGUGUACGCUUCAAGAUGCCGAGUCGACGUCUCCGUGUGCGUUUUGUUGAACCUACCCGGGUUAAAUCACGUGGGCGGUCGUGUUCACACUGAUCCGCCGCUGCUGGGAGGUUCUACCCGCCCGCCCCGCCGCCGCUGUGUUUUCUAUGAGCCCGUUCUCGUAGCUCUCUUUAGACUUUUUAUGAUUCCACUUGAACACUUUACACUAUGCAAUGAACUGUUCACUGCCUCACUGUAAACGCCGCACGGAGCCGCAGCAUCCCAAGCUCUCGUUGGGUCUCUCCAGCUCUCUUCUAGUAGUGCUUAUUUCCAGUGUACAGAAAUGUCUCUGUUGUCGUGUAAGAUGAAAACUGUUUUUGUUACAGAAGCUGACAGGAGCCAUUAGAUGUUUGAGAAAGCAUCGUUUUUCUUUUUGCUGUAAAUAUGUUUGACAACUUUUCUUGGAAUAAACGAUUA